UAGAGUCACAUUGUGAAUGUCGCCGGAAUGACAGUAACCGAUGCAGCGCCCGUCUCAAGGGUGCCCAUGUGAGCUAAAGGAGGGGUACUUGAUGUACGAUUUGGCAAGAGCACCUUGUUUUUAUGAUGUAUUGAACGGAGAGAAUCAACUCCAUCUCAUGUCUUGUCUUUUUCUCAAAGUCCCACCGAAGAUAGCAAGAUUGCUCACCGAAAAAUCGUAUCUAUGGAUACCUUCGCUCAGACUCUCGUGCACCUCAGAGAGAAUCAAUAUGUGACCUAAUUAUUAUUUCCCCUCCUCUGAUAAGACUGCUAUUCUGUUUUGCUCUGAAGGCGUGGUUCUGGGCCACUAGACGCUCGCCUCAUAUUCCUCCAUUGCUAUUCAUGCGAACGCCACAGCUGAACAUUCAAGAGACAAGCGUUGCUUGGCUAACUGGAGCAAUAAUCAAAUUAAGCGCUACACGAAACAGACGCGCAGACGUUUCAGGAGCUUGAACGAGGAGAGGGACAUUGCUGUAGGGGAGACUCCCAUCUUCUGACUGUAAUCGAGCAAAGGGAAUCUAAAAUGGGCACUAUUCCCAAACCCAAAAGGACAGUGACUAUUCAGAUGGGACCUCACAUUGCCGUUGCGGACUCCUUUGGAAACAAGGAGCCCAGUGCCAACUGGGAGAACGAGCCAAACUCAAAAUUAAACCAAGCUUCCACGUCCCCUGCAGAGCGCAGGCAAGAUAAUGUGUGCGUGAAGGCAUCAAACGUGAGCGUGGCCAACGAGGCUCUGGACAGCAGCGAGCCAAGUUUAGCCGCCACGGCUAACGGAGAAAAUGAGAGGUCGGAGGCCCUAAUUGGGGAGGGCCCAGAGCGGAGCGGCGCUCUGGCGGGUCAGCAUAUCAGUGGGGCGGGUGAGAGCCCCAGGAACAGCACCGCCAACACAGGAGCAAUAACCGCAGAGAAGGAGGCGCCUCCAGUGACAUCGCCGAAAGGUGACAGCACCUUGAAAGCGCGAGGUCCCGAGCAGGCGCCGGCAGAGCCGAAAGCGGAGAGCCUCAGAACUGACACAUCUAAAGAUUCGCAGAAAUGCGAGGGUAACGCAGCUCCCGCUCAAAUGUCCAGGGAAAUGUCUAGUCCAGAGCCAUCAGCUUCUGAAGUGCUGACGCACAGAAAAAAUGAGGCCGGCAACGUCGGUAUCAGCACAGACAAAGACAAGCGGAUACACACAAAAACUAAAGGUUCUGACAGUGCUGCUGGCCUUUCCUCUGUCCCAGCCAUUAACCCCGAGCAAGGUGAACCUCACCUGGAGAUCACAGAAAAGCAAGCUGCUGCAGCUGGAGUCAAUCCCGAGCAAGUGGAAUAUAAAAAAGGGGACGCUUCCAUUGUGAAACCGAGCAAUGAUGUUACGCGAGGCAGUGCAACAGGUGCACCGUCGCCCAAAACUGUGGUGACACACAUUAAGGAGGAGGCAGGCCUUGUGUGUCUGGAGCAGGAUUCAGGGGCUCCAGAGGAGCCUAAGAGCUCCUCAAAUCGACAGUCGUUGGCACCGUCGCCAAUGGAUACGGAAACACCUGGAGGACGGCGGAGUGAAGGGGCCCCUGCGCAGAUGGCGGAAGGAGCGGCUCGCCACGAGGGCGCCGCGUCAGAAGAAAAGCAGAUGGCGCGACAAGGACACUGCAAAGUGUUUAAGGAGGCCGGCACCAUGACCGCCCCUGUGGGGGGGUGCCAGCUCCCGCUCCCCAGGGCGGAGUGCAGAGACGUGGAGGUGCAGGCCGUCGCCGAUGUCUGCAGCCGGUCGGCGGGCACCAGUCCGUGUCACCUCCCGACGGCCCCGGUGCACAAAGCGGGCUGUGCCCCCCCGACAGGAGAGGGGGGGGGUCUUACGGGGGCCUGUCAGAUGGCCGCCUGGUCACGGCCCGCUCACCAGGCGCUGACAGAUGACGCCCGGUCGAAAGGAGGCGGGGCUUUUAGCGACGCGUCCAUCCAGACGGUCAUCUCCUCUCGGGUCCACGAGCUCACCAGCAGCCAGGUCACCAGCGAGCACCUCCCGGAGAAAGCCAGACCGGGCGAGGGUUUAUGUAAGAGUCCCAACGCCGGCGUGAGUCACCAUUCUGGUUCAGUGCCGCAUCAGGAUAUGGAGCUGGGAGCCCGGCCGAAGGAACCAGGAACGCAUCUAUGCCCCGUCCAAAAAGGACCCCCACCCUUACAACCAGUUUAUCAAAUAACCAUUGAGUCAUGCAGUCACUCGGACCAGCUCUCCAGAGCAAGCACGCAUGAUAAAGUCCUGCCUACGGCAAACUCCGCUGGCAGGCCCCAGUCAGAACCACACAGCAGAAACCACACAGGAAGCCUGCAUGAAACACCUACGACGUCCAGUCACGCGUGCCAAGUCGUCGCUGACAUUGUGAACUUGCCAGCGCAGUCGGCCAGCAUUCUUACCGCCAAACCCUGCUCUUCGCAGUCGGAUUCCGCGCCCCAUGCAGCUUGCGGAGAAAAGGCAUCGUUAAAGCCGGACCUGGAAAAGCACCAGGUGGAGCCACCAGCGGUGGGAGGGGACAACAGUGUUAAACAGAAGGAUCCCCCACACAAAGAGGAGCCCAGCGCAGGGUCGGACCAAGGCCGUAACCUGGCACCAAGCGUACCGAAGUCAGAAUCGGGUCAGUGCAAAACAGACAAGGACCAGAAGACAGACAAGACAGAUAAGGACAAGAAGACGGAUAAGGACAAGAAGACGGAUAAGGACAAGAAGACAGAUAAGGACCAGAAGACGGAUAAGGACCAGAAGACGGAUAAGGACCAGAAGACGGAUAAGGACCAGAAGACGGAUAAGGACAAGAAAAUGGAUAAGGAGAAGAAGACGGAUAAGGAGAAGAAGACGGAUAAGGACAAGAAGACGGAUAAGGACAAGAAGACAGAUAAGGACAAGAAGGCGGAUAAGGACAAGAAGACGGAUAAGGACAAGAAGACAGAUAAGUCAGGCAGCAACGACGACGACAAAGCCAGCAAGCAGGCCAAAUCCCAGGCCGUGCCGGACGUGGUGUGGGAUGAGCAGGGCAUGACAUGGGAGGUGUACGGCGCAUCCGUCGACCCCGAGUCCCUCGGCUUCGCCAUCCAGAGCCACCUGCUGUGCAAGAUCCGAGAGCAUGAGAAGCAGAUCAAGAGCCAGACCACCAUCAGGAAAUCGAUUUCCUCCGAGUCUUCCCAGGGGAGAAAGACCAAGAAGAGGCAGCGGAACGUUUUCAGGUCGCUCCUGCAAAAUGUCCGCCGGCCCAAGUGCUGCAUGCGGGCCCCGCCCUCCUCCGUGCUGGAGUGAGGGGCCCGCGGGCGGCGGCUGACACAUCGGUCCCUAUCGAGAGCGUUUUCUGAUGUUUCAAAAUGAACGCAGAUAAGAAGCAUUCCUUUACCAUCUGGUACUGUGCA
Molecule: messenger RNA, 3404 nt
Organism: Megalops cyprinoides (Indo-Pacific tarpon)
Lineage: Eukaryota; Metazoa; Chordata; Actinopteri; Elopiformes; Megalopidae
Product: G protein-regulated inducer of neurite outgrowth 3-like
Exons: 2
Coding region: 562-3297 (911 amino acids)
Biological process (GO): neuron projection development
Cellular component (GO): plasma membrane
Source: RefSeq, a predicted model, not a curated record